Messenger RNA from Alternaria alternata, 1084 nucleotides. RefSeq lists its product as hypothetical. The annotation marks the transcript as partial. The record is from RefSeq and is a predicted model, not a curated record. The transcript has a single exon. NCBI's taxonomy places the organism in Eukaryota, Fungi, Ascomycota, Dothideomycetes, Pleosporales, Pleosporaceae.
GUAUAGCGGAAUCAAUUACUAAAAGCAAGCCGAAGAAUCUGGGGAAACUCAGGUUCUCGCGCGACCAUAAAGACUACCCAUACCCACUUAGAGAAGAGAGGAAAUCUCCACCAUCUCCCCUCUAUCUUUCUGCAGCUUCCCCCGCCCACACGGUAAGCAAAAUCUCACGGCGCACAGCCACGACCGCAGCAGUAGUAACAAACCUUGCGUAGCGGAGAUAAUUGAUGAAGGCAUGCCGAGGAAUCUGGGGAAGGUUGGUGCCAGGUUCGGGCCUACGCUACGUGUACCGUCAGCCCUAACGUCUUGGACAAACGGCGGAUUGAAAAGCAUUUAGAUCUGCCAAAUGAGCAGCUGAAAAGGGUAAACCUUUAUCAGUGGUUCGUCCGAAAGCGCAAUAGUACUAUGUAGUACUGAGCAGCAUUCGCAAUGUACGAGAUGAACGUCUUUGUGAGCUGUGUGCAACUGACCUCGGGUCUUGCGCACAGUCAUCUGUAUGAGGCAGAGGGUAGUAGUGGAAGAGAACAAACACGUUCAAGCGGGUCGCCAAAGUAUGGACAUGUUGAUACGUGCCGUGCUGUUUCUGAUGGUCUCACGAUGCACGCCGACCAAAAGGGGAAGUUUGCCAUCUCGGCGACCACGAUAGGAACAUGCAUUCGGUGCUUAUGGCGCAUGGCGCAGUUACUUUCGGUCAGCGGCCGGCUGAUGCCCACAUCUCGUUUUGAUAUAAUACUGUGUAGCUGAUGGGCAGGUGACGCUCCUAUCGGAAUAGAAGUUGCGCCAUAAAUGUUGAGCUCUCGCCGAUCCGCUAGUAAUCAACUAUACUCAUCAUGUGUCCUGAAAGACGCUGUGAAUGUGGAAGAAUCAAGAUGGAAUCUCAAGUCAAAGUCUAAUCCCAGGAUAUACUGUAAUGGUUAGUACAUGCUGCUCCAAGCAUUGGCACAAGUCUGGGAAAACUUACUACAGCAUGAUACCAGCACCCGUAAACAUGGCGGCGAAUUGCAUCAACGUCUUCCUAAGCUCUUGGCCUUUGUUCGGGCCGGUCUCGAGAAGCUCUGGGAUAACGGCGACAGUCCCAACAUACAGG